Messenger RNA from Adineta ricciae, 1338 nucleotides. The record is from the annotation of a GenBank genome assembly. NCBI's taxonomy places the organism in Eukaryota, Metazoa, Rotifera, Eurotatoria, Adinetida, Adinetidae.
AUGAUGAAUAAGACAGACAACGACUUGAUGUUUUCGAUGCAUAUCAAUGUUAAUCAUAUAUUAACAUUCUUAUUUGUUAUAAUUGCAAUUGUUGGCAUAUUGGGAAACCUUCUCGUGAUUAUCUCGGUCGAAUUCGAUGCUCGAAUGAGAAGAUCAUUAACGAACCAACUGAUCGUUCGCGUGGCAUCUUGUGAUUUUCUCAUUCUUGUUUUCAAUAUUCCUGAUUUAGUACAAUUUGUCUCAUCACCAGAUGGAAAUUGGGUUCUUAAUCAAUUGGCGUGCAAACUUAUUCGAACAACACUUGUUUUAGCACAAUAUGCGUCGGUGUUAACUAUGUGUGCACUAACAAUCGAAAGAUUCAUCGGAAUUGUUUAUCCACUCCGUUCGAAGUUAUUACGUGAAAAAGAACAUGUGACUGCGAUCACAUUUGUUGUAUGGAUAGUCUCAUUUGUUUGUGCCUCGCCAAAUUUGAUCUACUUACGGGUAUUAACUGAUCCAUUGUCCUCACGUCGCGCAUGUGUGCUUCAAUAUUCCAAAAUGAAUUUCGUGGAAAACCGACGUAGUUAUAUAAUUCAUAAAGCUCUCGAAUCAGUUUUAUUCUAUUUUCUUCCGCUGCUCUUGCAAGUCUUUUGUUAUGCAAGAAUUGCUCGACAGUUGUGCCAUGUUGACGAUGCACUACAAGCAUCUUUUCGUGCAGUUAUGAAAACAUCCACUCAGCGAACACAAGUCGAUAUUGAUGAUGAAGAUGAUUAUACUGACAAUGACGAGAACUCGGGUACCAAAUACACUCGCGUCGAUUCCAUUUCUCACUCACCGAUUCGUCGCUCCAAACAAUCACCGCAGCCUUGUGUGACUUACGUUCUUCAACGACAACCGUUCAAAACGUCUUACCCAAUACAUCGAACAACUGUCACCUACGAUGCAUUGAAAUCUCGUCGGAAUGUUAUCAAGAUGCUCUUUGUCGUUGUACUCAUUUAUUUCAUUUCCUUCAGUCCACAAGUGCUCGUUUUCAUCUUGUUCGAAACGACUCUCAUCCGUCAUGUGCCGCAAUUCAUCCAAACACCUUAUUUCAUUGCAUUUACCAUGCUUCUCGUCACGCUCAGUUCGGCAUCGAAUCCAAUAGUUUACGCAAUCUUUUGUUCGAAGUUUCGACAGAGUUUCGCCAAACUUCUGCGAAAGAUAUUCUGUUUCUGCCGCAAAGAGUUCGAUUACCGUUCAAACCACCGAGCUGUCUCAUUACAGCAAAUUCAAUCAUCCAAUCUUCGCGCGAAUGACAGAGUUUAUACCAACGAAAGAAGACAUUCGCAUACUAAUGGCAAACAACGAUCAUCCUCUUGA